UGAUCAACCGGGAAUAGCUGCGCUGAAAAACCUGGGGAAGGAACUGUGAUCUGGACGAAGGGAAUUAACUUUAGGUGGACUUUAGGUGACGUGCCAAUCAAUUACCAAGGCCUCUAACCUAGCCCUUUGCAAGCUUUGUCGGGUCGCGACUUACUUAACUUGAUCUGACCUGAAAACAGCAAGCAGCCCCGGUCCCUGAGCUAAAUUCUCCCAUCUGCCCUAUCAGCUAAUUAAUUCUCUAUCAGGAUCCGACAUCGUUCGACAACUUUCCCAAACCAUCUUUAAAAUUUACUCACACAAGUCACUGGGUCUUCCCUAACUUCGGACUUUAACCAUCGGACGUUUGUGAAAUAUUAAACUUCUUCUUGUUGUUUUCUCCUUUUACAUUUCUUUCUUUUUUAUCAUUCUUUUCAAUAUCCGAUAAAACAAAAUAUCUCUUUCACCAUGCUUCCCGCACUCCGCAUCGCCUCUCGCCAAGCUGCAACCUGUCGGGGACCGGCCUCAGCUAUUGCCUUCCAGGCUACGAGAGCUGGGUCUACCUGGGCCAAUGUGCCUCAAGGCCCUCCGGUAUGUAUCACCGAAGCCUUUAAGGCCGAUUCCUUUGAGAAGAAGAUCAACCUAGGUGUUGGUGCCUACCGAGAUGACCAAGGCAAGCCUUAUGUGCUUCCUUCCGUCCGUGCCGCCGAGGACAAGAUCGUCGCGAAGCGCUUGAAUAAGGAAUAUCUCGGCAUCACUGGCCUCCCCGAGUUUACCACGGCAGCCGCCGAGCUGGCCUAUGGCAAGGGCUCAUCUGCCCUUGAACGCCUGGUCAUCACCCAGUCUAUCUCAGGCACUGGAGCUCUGCGCAUCGCCGCUGCCUUCCUGGCCCGCUUCUAUCCGGGCGACAAGACCAUCUACAUCCCAACUCCUUCGUGGGCCAACCAUAAAGCAGUCUUCCACGACUCUGGUCUCAAGGUUGAGCAAUACCGCUACUAUGACAAGAACACCAUCGGCUUAGACUUCGAAGGAAUGCUAGCGGACAUCAAGGCCGCUCCUAAAGGAAGUAUAUUCUUAUUCCACGCUUGCGCCCACAACCCGACUGGCGUCGACCCUACCACCGAGCAGUGGAAGGAGAUUAGCAAUGCCGUUAAGGCUCAAGGUCACUAUGCCUUUUUCGACAUGGCCUACCAGGGUUUCGCCAGCGGUGACACAAACAAGGAUGCCUUCGCCGUACGACACUUUGUCGAGCAAGGCCAUAACAUCUGCCUAGCGCAAAGUUUUGCUAAGAAUAUGGGUCUCUAUGGAGAACGCGUAGGUGCCUUCUCCAUCGUUGCCUCGUCGCCCGAGGAGAAGAAGCGCCUCGAGUCUCAGAUCAAGAUCCUCAUCCGACCCCUAUACUCGAACCCUCCGCUCCACGGCGCACGUAUCGCAUCUGAGAUCCUCAACGACCCGGCCCUUAACAAGCAGUGGCUAGGUGAGGUUAAGGGCAUGGCUGACCGUAUCAUUUCCAUGCGUGCUCUCCUCAAGGAAAACCUUGAGAAGCUCGGCAGCGCUCAUGACUGGAGCCAUAUCACUUCACAGAUCGGCAUGUUUGCCUACACCGGUCUCGAUGCGGCCUCCAUGGAGAAACUGGCCAAGGAGCAUAGCGUCUAUGCUACAAAGGAUGGUCGUAUUAGCGUCGCUGGCAUCACAUCCGACAACGUCGGACGCCUAGCCGAGGCUAUCUACAAGGUCAAGGGUUAAGUUGACCUCCUUGUUUACUUGAGUGAAGGAAGGGAAGGUGGAAAUCUUGCACAAGGGGAAUGUUCUGUACGAUGUGAAUAUUUCGAGGGGAAAAGGUAAAAAGGCACCAUGCCCGAUAUGAUGGUACGAGAUAGACGAAUGACCUAGAUGAAUGGAUCGGUUGGCAAAAGCACCUGUCCAUUGCGAUGUUCCUCUGGUUGGCAAUGGGGCGAUAUUCUUGAUACAUCUCUGCUAUUUUUCCCUUUCCUGUCUUUUGCAUCUACUUGGGCUGUCUCACCGAAAGUUGGACGGUAGACAGCCGAUGCUUGUGAUACCACCACCACUAGAUACCUACGCAAAUGAGAUUCAUUGCCAAAUGCUGUUAUCCACGGAAUAAUAGUGUGAAAAAUAAUCAUCAUAUCUGCGAUUAACAGACUGGCC
Daldinia vernicosa is the source of this 2142-nucleotide messenger RNA. RefSeq names its product aspartate aminotransferase. Gene Ontology annotation, biological process: L-aspartate catabolic process; biosynthetic process. Gene Ontology annotation, molecular function: L-aspartate:2-oxoglutarate transaminase activity; pyridoxal phosphate binding. The transcript is spliced from 5 exons. Gene Ontology annotation, cellular component: mitochondrion. The record is from RefSeq and is a predicted model, not a curated record. The coding region runs from base 445 to 1722 and encodes 425 amino acids. NCBI's taxonomy places the organism in Eukaryota, Fungi, Ascomycota, Sordariomycetes, Xylariales, Hypoxylaceae.